CUGUUUCUAAUCUGGUGCUGAUGUUAUUACACCAACACUGGCACACAGACACCGCUCGAGCUAGACAGCUGCAGAAAAGACAAGGACCCCAGAACUGCAACAUCCUGUCAGAAUACCUCUGGCUAUUCUUUUGUUUUAAUAGUUGUAUUCAUUUCGGGAGGAUGUAGUUAGAUCGCAGUGCUAACGAUCCCACAUAUAUCCAGUCUAUCCGCUGUUGGAGAAAUAGAAAGAAAACCACAGCAAAAGGCGACAAGCCCUGCGCAUCCUGAUGACAUAUGGACUAUCUAAUUCCUCACGCAGCACCAGUAACCUUUCCGAGGGAGUUUUCUCUCUAACGCGGCUAAUGCAGUACUGUGUACCAUAAUCUGAAAAUAUCAUUAGGCUAGGCUACUUUGCCUUCUGAGAAAACACUGCAUUGCUGCUGAAGCCUGAAAAUAACCGACAGCACCUCCGCAGUCCUCCGCAGCAGAGGAAUUAUCAGAAUAAGCUCGUCUCCUCUUUUACUGACCUGGGAGGCUUGGAAUUUGACAAGAAUAUCAAUAUAUUUCCUAUAGUGGAAUGCUUGUAUUGAAUGUUUAUUUUGAAACAUAACUGGAUAGAAAACCUAUCAAUUUAAAAGUGAAUCUUUUUAUCCGUCUCUGGUAUGGUCCAAAUGUGGGAGAAACAGGCACUACACCUGUGCCCCAAUCUAUAACAGGUUACACCCAUGUAAAAUGGAGGAUAGCUUUGACUGCGACUGUGGUGAGCUUGAGCCGCCCGAUUGUUGAGGGGGAGAUUAUUCUCUGAAGACUCCCAGGCCAGACGUCAUUUUAGAUCAGCAGUGGUUUCAACAGACGGACGACAAAAAAUCAAGUGAAAAAUUAUAAAACAUUUGGUAACAUUUCAGUGCUUUCUGGCACCAUUUAGAAUCAAUGCAGCUAAUCAAGACCUCCGGCCUGUUAAUGAAGGUAUCUGCACUGUGAGGAUGCGAAACGAUGCUGUUGUAGUUUUUGAAUUUGGCCUCCGAGUUCAUUCCGUUACUGCUGUCUGUCAAAUGCUGUAUAAUAAUUGGAUGAGGUUCAAAUUUGAAGAAAACAAUUCAAGUUAAAGGGUUCUUUUUCCCCCCAGACAAACAUGAAAUUAGUCUCUGGUUGUGAGUCAGAGUGCUGUGUAGUUUUGUGAGGGUGAAUCAGGGGGAAACGGUAGUCUUCUGUGUAAAGGUUAUAUCACCCACAUUACACAAGUUAAAAUCUACUAGGCCUUUAGUUUGUCAGUCAGUUUGUCCGUUUAGUUUACCCCCCCCCCUCCCCCAAGUCAAUUAAACCUCCAGUCAAGUCACCAAAUCCAACAUGGCAGAAAAGUUUGAGUCUUUGAUGAACAUCCAUGGGUUUGACCUGGGCCCACGCUACAUGGACCUGAAGCCUCUGGGCUACGGUGGGAACGGCCUGGUAUUCUCAGCGGUUGACACGGACUGUGACAAACGUGUGGCGGUUAAAAAGAUCAUCCUGACAGACCCCCAGAGCGUCAAACACGCCCUCCGAGAGAUCAAGAUCAUCAGGAGGCUGGAUCACGACAACAUUGUCAAGGUAUUCCAAACAUUAGGGCCUAGCGGCCGCCACCUUACAGAAGACAUAGUCUCUUUGACGGAGGUCAACUCUGUGUACAUCGUCCAGGAGUACAUGGAGACAGACCUUUGUCAGCUGCUGGAGAGGGGGCUUUUGUCCGAAGACCACUCCAGGCUCUUCAUGUACCAGCUGCUACGAGGCUUGAAGUACAUCCACUCUGCUAAUGUACUGCACAGGGACCUGAAGCCUGCCAACCUGUUCGUCAACACCGAGGACCUGGUGCUGAAGAUCGGGGACUUUGGGUUGGCCCGGAUCAUGGACCCACACUACUCACACAAGGGUCAUCUCUCUGAGGGUUUGGUGACAAAGUGGUAUCGGUCUCCUCGCCUGCUGCUCUCUCCAAAUAACUACACCAAGGCCAUUGACAUGUGGGCUGCCGGCUGUAUCUUCGCUGAGAUGCUCACCGGGAAGACUCUGUUUGCAGGGGCUCAUGAGCUGGAGCAGAUGCAGUUAAUCCUGGAGUCCAUCCCGGUGCUGAGGGAGGAGGACCGGCAGGAGCUGCACAAGGUCAUCCCCGUGUUCAUACGCAGUGACAUGACUCAGCCCCACAACCCUCUGGCCAGACUCCUGCCAGACGUCAGCCCACAAGCCCUGGACUUCCUGGAGAAGAUCCUGACCUUUAACCCCAUGGACCGCCUGACUGCAGAAGAGGCCCUAGCUCACCCGUACAUGGCUGACUACUCGUUUCCCCUGGACGAGCCGGUCUCCCUCCAUCCGUUCCACAUAGAGGAUGAGGUGGAUGACAUCCUGCUUAUGGACCAGAGUCACAGUCACACCUGGGACAGGUACCGGGACAGUCAGCUGUCGGAGGGAGACUGGCACCUACACACUCACAGCACCCUGGACCCCGACGAGGUGCAGGUGGACCCCCGGGCCCUGUCUGACAAUACGGACGACGAGGACGUCCAGGUGGACCCUCGUAAGUACACAGACGGAGACCGGGAGAAGUUCCUGGAUGAUCCCUCCUACGACUACACCUCCCUCUUCCCCCCUGAGCGCUCGUGGCCCGACGAGGACGACCUCCACCACGAGAACAAGUACUGUGACCUGGAGUGUUCGCACACCUGCAACUACAAGGCCACGUCUCCGUCCUACCUGGACAACCUGAUCCUGAGGGACAGCGUGGUCAACCACUACUACGAGCCCAAGCUCAUCAUCGAUCUCUCCAACUGGAAGGAGCAGCAGAACAAGGAGAAGCUAGCCGUCGACAAAGAGCGCAAGGCCCAGAAGAGCAAGUGCGAAAAGAACGGCCUGGUCAAGGCCCGGAUGGCCCUUCAGGAGGCUGAGAAGUCCCACAGUCCUGAGGAGAAGGACUCCCAGCAGGAGAAGAACCAGAACCACACCGCCCAGCAGAGCCAAGGCUUCGAUUUUGACUCUUUCAUAGCCGGAACCAUCAAACUCAGCCUACAGCCUGAACCAAGCGAGGUGGGCCUCCUGAGCGAGGUGGGCCUCCUGAGCGAGGUGGGCCUGCUGAGCGAGGUGGGCCUGCUGAACGAGGUGGGUCUGCUGAACGAGGUGGGCGUGAGCCUGCUGAGUGAGGUGGGCCUCCUGAACGAGCUCAAUUCGUCCGUGUCCCAGUUGGAGGCUUCGCGGUCAGGCUCCAUGUCCAAGUCCAUCAGCCAGGAGAAAGAGGAGAAAUGUUUGGUGAACUUCGCUCAGGUCAGCAGCACCGUGGGGACUACCGGGUCUGGACAGCGUCCCGCUCACCCCUGGGAGAGCUUUGGAGGUGGGGAGCGGGUGGAGGAAGGGAGGGGUGGGUGUCUGAUCGACGAGGCAGGGCGCUGGGACGUCGGGAAAGAGGAGCAGCUCCAGAAGGAGAGCUCGUACACCAGCUACCUGGACAGGCUGUUCAGCAAGAAGGACGAAGGGUGCGGGGAGAGUGCUGCCAGUGCCUCCGACAGCUCAGAGCCAGAGCCGUCGGAGGCGGGAGGGGAGCGGGACGAGGGGGGCUUCCUGGCGAGGAGCGGGGAAAUUAUGUUUAACAUGCAGCUGGACUCUCUGGCUCUGCCAAGGUUCGACGCUACCGCAGACCUGCCACUGAAAUCCAUCCAGGCCUCCCUCGCCCCCUCCGCUGUCCGAUGCUCGCCGCAGAUCGCCCACAAGACCUACAGCAGCAUCUUCAAGCAUCUGAAUUGAGGACACAACACAAUGCUCCUCGCAGUGCAACAUCCCAAGGCUGUCUCAGUUGUUGCGUUUCCUGUUUUGUCAUAGUAAUGUUAUUUUACUUGAAUCAUUUCAUACCUUUUUAUCGUUUGAUUGCAUAAGAGAAACUGUGUAUUAUCUCUUUUUUUUUU
Molecule: messenger RNA, 3898 nt
Organism: Esox lucius (northern pike)
Lineage: Eukaryota; Metazoa; Chordata; Actinopteri; Esociformes; Esocidae
Gene: mapk6
Product: mitogen-activated protein kinase 6
Exons: 8
Coding region: 1329-3740 (803 amino acids)
Biological process (GO): intracellular signal transduction; protein phosphorylation; cell surface receptor signaling pathway
Cellular component (GO): nucleus; cytoplasm
Molecular function (GO): ATP binding; MAP kinase activity
Source: RefSeq, a predicted model, not a curated record